Dictyostelium discoideum AX4 is the source of this 1533-nucleotide messenger RNA. RefSeq names its product cytochrome P450 family protein (gene CYP517A2). The record is from RefSeq and is a predicted model, not a curated record. The transcript has 3 exons. Lineage: Eukaryota; Evosea; Eumycetozoa; Dictyosteliales; Dictyosteliaceae. Bases 1 to 1533 code for a protein of 510 amino acids.
AUGCGAAUAUUAAUUAUUAUUAUUUUAAUAAUUAUAGUUUUUUUGGUAAAAGAUACAAUAAAAAAAAAUAAAAAAGUAAAUUCAAAAUCUCCAUGUGGACCAUUUGCAUUCCCAAUUCUUGGUAAUAUUAUUCAAUAUUUUUUUUAUCAAAUUUUAAAUAUUAAAGAACAUUCAAUGAUUGAAAGAUAUUCUCGUAAAUAUGAUGGUAUUACAAGAAUAUGGUUUGGUGAUAUUUUCAUUUUAUAUGUUUCAAAUUAUGAAAUUGUAAAAUGUUUUCAAAAGGAGGAGAAUUUCUUUGAUAGACCCUCAACAUUUGUUCCUACUUGGAGAUACAUGUCAAGUAAUGGAGGUGGUAUUAUGAGUUCAAAUGAUGAAAAAUGGAAGAGAGCAAAAACAACUUUUUUAAAAUCUUUAAAAAUUCAUGGCAAGAAAUAUUUAAUUGAGAAAAAGUCUAUUGAAUUUGUUAAUUCUAUUGAAAAAUUUUCAAAUUCAAAUCAAGUUUUUUACCCAAAACAAUACUCUCAAGGAUUUACAAGUUCAAUAUUUUUUAAAUAUAUGUUUAAUGAAGAUAUUUCAAUUGAUAAUAAAUUUUUAAAAGAAAUUGGAACUGCAGUAGGAAUGGUUUUCACAAAAAAUUCACACUUGACUGUAUUUGAUUGUUUUGGAAUUUUAUCACCAUUUUAUGAUUUAUUUUUUAAAUUUAGAUUAAGACCAAUUGAAAUUUUAAAGAAAACAAUUGAUAAACAAUUAACAAAUCAUUUAAAUUCAAUGGAUUCAAAAAUGGGUGAUCACCAAUCAAGAGAUAUUAUGGAUGAUUUAUUAAUUGAAUAUGGUAGUUUAAAUGAAAUUUCAAAUCAAGAUAGAAUUCAAAUUAAUCAAAUUUGUUUUGACGUUAUGAGUACUGAUAUUGGUACAGUUGCAACUACAAUUGAUUGGGUAUUAUUACAAUUAUGCAAUCGUCAAGAUUUACAAGAGAUUAUUUGUAAUGAAAUUCAAGAUACAAUUAAAAUAAAGAGAAACAAUGUAAUAAAUGAUGGUGGUGGUGGUGCAGAUACUGAUAAUUUAUUUAUAAAUUUAUGUGAUAAACAAUCAAUACCAUAUUUAAUUGCAUUUAUAAAGGAAACAAUGAGAGUAUUUUCAAAUGGUUGGAGUUUACCAAAAACUUCAAAACAUGAUCAAAUUUGCGCAAAUUAUUUCAUUCCAAAGGGAUCAAUACUUUUUAUAAAUUAUUUUUCAAUUCAUUUAAAUGAAGAAUUUUUUAAAAAUCCAAGAGAAUUUAAUCCAGCAAGAUAUUUGGAUGAUUCAAUUCCAAUACCAGAUUUACACUUUGGUAUUGGUCAACGUGGAUGUCCUGGUAGAUUUGUUGCAAUGGAUCAGGUUUUUCUUUGUAUUGCAAAUACACUUUUAAAAUAUAAAAUUAAAUCAAUUGAUGGGAAGAAAAUAGAUGACACUAUCCAAUUCAGUGUUUAUUUAAAACCAAAAGAUUUUGGAAUUCUAUUAGAAAAAAGAAACAAACUUUUUGUAAAUGAUUAA